This is a messenger RNA of Paramacrobiotus metropolitanus, 1033 nucleotides long. Its product is annotated as 39S ribosomal protein L23, mitochondrial-like. The coding region runs from base 296 to 757 and encodes 153 amino acids. The record is from RefSeq and is a predicted model, not a curated record. Gene Ontology annotation, molecular function: structural constituent of ribosome. Lineage: Eukaryota; Metazoa; Tardigrada; Eutardigrada; Parachela; Macrobiotidae. The transcript has 5 exons. Gene Ontology annotation, biological process: mitochondrial translation. Gene Ontology annotation, cellular component: mitochondrial large ribosomal subunit; ribosome.
GCCAAAAUUCCAAAGGCUAUUCAGAAAUGUUUUGUUGCUAUUUUAUUGCUAUUGUCCUUAAAUAACUAAACUUAAUGCCAAAUCGCGAAAUUAUCAUGUUGUGUCAUAACUCUCAACAGUAAAAUUAUUAACUUUAGUUAAAAUGAUUUCAUUUUUAUCUAUGUGAAUUGUUUCUGCUCGUCAUAACGCAUUUGAACCGGUAGUGAGUGCGGAGCCUGGGUUGACGAACAUCGCGAGCUAAUUUCUGCCAUAGGACAAUCUCACUCUUCCAGCUCAAAAAAGCUGCGCGCAUACCAUGUCUAAUAAAACGUACCCGUUAUGGAAACCAGGAGCUCCGCAAUUGCGAAUAUUUCUACCUGACUUUCUUAUGAAGCUGAUCAAGCCAGAAAUACCGAUGCCAAAAAAUAUAGUGCAGUUUGAGGUUGAUUUAAAGAUGUCGGAGACAGAUGUGAAAAAUUACCUACAAAAAAUUUACAAAGUGCCUGUAAAAGAUGUGCGGCUUCGAAUUUUGAGAGGAGAGCGCUUCAGGCAUCCCGUUAGUGGAAGCGAUUCCGAGCACUUCAAACCGGACAAAAAAUAUGCCUAUGUAACUUUGGAUCGUGCUGUACGGUUUGACUGGCCGAACUUGACACCUGAGCAGGUGGAAAAGGAUCAGGAUAAGGAGUUACAAAAUUAUGAUGAUGCCAUACAGAAAGUGCGAGUCCAGCGGCAAAAACACUGGGAUCGAUCGGGAGCGCCCACCUGGUUUUCCGUUUAGCGCUGUACUCACGCUGUAAUCAGUGCUAAUCAUAGUAUCAUACUAAUCACUUACCCAGUUGCCUUCGCAGUUCCAAAUUUGAGUGUUUCAGUUGUACAUUUAUGCUUGCGAUUUUUCUGUUAUGUACCGAAAAGCAUUGGAUUGUUUGAUUACUCGUAACCUGUGAACAAUAAUGUGCUGUGUUCUCCGUUGUUUUGCGUGACAUCCACUGACAUCUAUGCUUAAGUUGGGUACGAGUAUGAAUUCUGAUUCUCAAUAAAACCACCGCAAACAAAA